AUGGCUGUCGUCACUCCCAUUAUUCCGCCGCCGCCAGGAGUGAGCUCAAAUUUUGACCACCCGACAGAUGUUUUACGAACGGUAAACCUUGUGACGCAGUACUUGACUAUAGCAGUUGUCACAAUCUUUGUCGCGACUCGUCUCAUCAUCAAAUAUUACCGCUACUCCAGGUUUGACAUUGAGGAUUAUGCUACUACCAUUUCAUGGCUAUUCUUCAUGGGAUACUGCAGUUGUGUGGCACUUCUUUCAUAUCAUGGCGGUGGAUACCACGCCUGGGAUGUCCCUCAACCCGAGCAACGGGAAUUCCUCAAGAUCUCAUAUGCUAUCACGAUUCUCUACGUUCCAAUGGCAUUCUCUGUGAAAGUGGCACUGCUAGCCAUCGUCAUCCGAAUCUUCAAUCCGGAUCGCAAGAAGGUUCUCGGCGUCUACGUGAUCUUGGGAGCACUCCUGUUAUAUUAUAUUCCAGCUAUCUUUUUGAAGAUUUUCUUUUGUAUUCCCAUCUCGGGCUACUGGGAAGGGCCGGCCAGCGGAGCCAAAUGCUUAAAUCAACAAAACUUGAUUACUGCAGACGCGGUCAUCAGCAUGGUCAGCGACUUCGUAAUUCUCGUCCUACCAUUGCCGUUGACGUGGAGCCUUCACAUUAGAAAAACCAAGAAACUGCGGGUUAUUGGCAUCUUGGGAGCCGGAGGUGUUGCCACCGCGUUCAGCGUUUGGAGGCUUGUCAUAAUGGUUGAGCAAGGCGCUUCAACCAAUCUCACUAUCGUCUUUAUUCGAAUCGUGCUCACCGGCAACGCGGAGGCUGGCAUUGGCUUGAUCUGUGCCUGUUUGCCAGUCAUAAGCUCCUUUUAUACCUAUCGCAAGAAGAGCUCAAGCGAAGUCCACCAGAGCCCCGCCCAAAGUUACGAACUCUCCAGCUGGCAGAAAAUCUCAGCGAAUGCGAAAUACCCCCCCCGAAAUCGCGAUUAUCCGAAUCUAUCGCCAGAUCAAGCAGGGUUAAUCUGCACCGUUGAAGCGGCCACAACGCAGUCAGCUGUUGAAGACUCGGGCGCGAGCAACUGUUCUCGAGAGAAUACAAUGAAUCAUGGCGGAAUUCACAAAAGUGUUCAUGUUGUGGUUACAGGUGAAAGGGAAAAAUAUUAG
This is a messenger RNA of Histoplasma mississippiense, 1140 nucleotides long. RefSeq lists its product with no specific name. The coding region runs from base 1 to 1140 and encodes 379 amino acids. The transcript has 6 exons. NCBI's taxonomy places the organism in Eukaryota, Fungi, Ascomycota, Eurotiomycetes, Onygenales, Ajellomycetaceae. The record is from RefSeq and is a predicted model, not a curated record.